Amphimedon queenslandica is the source of this 1027-nucleotide messenger RNA. RefSeq lists its product as uncharacterized. The coding region runs from base 166 to 939 and encodes 257 amino acids. The transcript has 7 exons. The record is from RefSeq and is a predicted model, not a curated record. NCBI's taxonomy places the organism in Eukaryota, Metazoa, Porifera, Demospongiae, Haplosclerida, Niphatidae.
UUAUAGUUGACUACUGAGGUUUGGCUCUCUGUUUUAUUAGUGAGGGAAUAUGAUAGAGACAAGAAGAAUGAUAAGGCUCCUCCUCCUGAUUCCCUCCCUCCUCCUAACUGGGAGCUAACUGUCUCAUUCAAACAAUUACUGAGAGCCAAUCAUCAGUAUAUUGCCAUGCCACGUCCACCACGCCCCUCAAACGCCAGACCGUACAUCAGUCAGGAGAUGAGGGAGGCUGGAGCAUCAGCUUAUAGCACAGCUGCUUUGAAACAACUAGAAUAUGAUUACUCAAUUUUUAACAAGCUUCUCAAAAUGGCAAGACACAUUGAUGCCCAGGGAAAGGUUCAUAAUUGGUUGACUGAACUCUCUAAGACCAGUAUAGACCCAAUACUGACGGUAGUUCUUAUUCCGUCUCUCUCCCUCACUUCCACAACAUUUGCUGUAGCUUAUACCAGCCACUCUGUCCCUUACAAUUGGAGGCUUGAUAUAACGCUAAGUGAUGGUGUCAUCACCUGGACUCAGAAACCAGACGGACAGCUAAUGUCAGUACCAGUUGAUAAGGAAAGACUAUUAGGAGCUCUGAAACGCCAAGCUGUCCUGUAUAUUUUAAAGGCGAUAGACCAAAUAGCAUUUGGCAAGAAAUGGUGCAAGCUACUAGAGUCCACUCUACCUAAUCCAUCACUGAUACUCAUGAAACAAAAACUCCUGACAUCCCUUGCUUCAAGCAUACUGAUUGAAUCACCAAAAGGAACAAGGUUGGAGCUACUAAUAGAGUAUGGUCAAGUUAUAGCUAGUAUAAGCACUGCUACUCAUUCUCUUAGUGAGGAAGAUAUUGAUACUGAGCAUAAACCCAGUCAACAGUCGAAUAUCAUUACACUCUCAGCUGCUAGUAAUGGCGGAGCUGGUUUAUUGAGUGGUGUUAUUAAACUGAUGGAGUCACUGAACUGAGCAACAUUCAUGUAUUGAUUAGUUUCUCAUUUUGUGUUUUUAAAAGAUUUUGCUGUAGAAUGACAGCUUUGUGAUGCUUGAAAAUUUA